Molecule: messenger RNA, 13359 nt
Organism: Meriones unguiculatus (Mongolian gerbil)
Lineage: Eukaryota; Metazoa; Chordata; Mammalia; Rodentia; Muridae
Gene: Adra1a
Product: adrenoceptor alpha 1A
Exons: 3
Coding region: 945-2348 (467 amino acids)
Biological process (GO): regulation of vasoconstriction; phospholipase C-activating G protein-coupled receptor signaling pathway; regulation of cardiac muscle contraction
Cellular component (GO): membrane
Molecular function (GO): alpha1-adrenergic receptor activity
Source: RefSeq, a predicted model, not a curated record
UCCUAGCCGCUCUUUUCUGGUGUCCGGGAACUGAACACCAAACCGGUUGAUCGUGGAGUUACCGGCUCGUCGUAUUCGACCCUCCCUUCCUCUGUUUUCAGCCUUUAUUUUAAAAGAUCCAGGAGGAGCAGAAGCGAGCUCGGAGUUUGAGGCGCUCGGCAGCGGUGGGGUGAGUCAGCGGGUGCUAAGGACCGGGACUGGAUCUUUGGAGACCGUCCCCUCUCCUCCCUGCAGAGAAGCUGCCUGGGCGGCGAGGACCGGAGGUCUGCGGGCGCCCGGGCCUCCGCAUCCGCGCAGCAGCUGGAUUCAGAUAAACGAAGCUCCGGGGCCACGUCGGUUUCAGCGAAUAUUUCCGACCCUUGUCACCUCGCCAGAACACCUGAAGCUGGAGCUAGCACUAGCCCAGAAUUGGGAGACCAAGCUGAGAGCAACCCCCAGCCGGCUGCAGCGCUCAGAUGCCCGAGUCCCUGACAUGAGCUUAGACGGCUGAGCCACACUUAGCUACCGUUUCAACCCUGAAGACUGGCCACGGACUUGUGAAUUUCUGAUUUACGUGUGGAUGGACAGGAUGUGUCAGACUGCACAGGAAAGCGGAUUUUUGUUUGCCUUCGCAGCGUGUUCCUUUGAACCUCACUGCAAGGUUCGGGUAGGGAAGGUGCCCUCGGAAGCCCAGAGCUCCCCUGGCCAUGUCACCUUUAAUGCUCUGUGCCUUAGCGUGGCCCUCUGAGGGUCCCCAGGGCCGCCUAGGCUGGUUUCCAACAGGUGUGUCCUCUCCCUCCCCCAGCCCCGCCCAGCUCGCGGGAGUCCCCCAAGCUGAGAUUUUUUGACUUGGCUCCCUCACUCCUGCUUCCGUCCGCCCCACCCCCACCCCGCCCCCACCCCUUACCCCGUGGAGGGUGGCCGUCCAAAGCUGAACCUUGCCCCACCCCCACCCCCCUGGGACCAUGGUGCUUCUCUCUGAAAAUGCUUCCGAAGGCUCCAACUGCACCCACCAGCCAGCACCGGUGAACAUUUCUAAGGCCAUUCUGCUUGGGGUAAUCUUGGGGGGCCUCAUCAUCUUCGGGGUGCUGGGGAACAUCUUAGUGAUCCUUUCGGUCGCCUGUCAUCGGCACCUGCACUCAGUGACUCACUACUACAUAGUCAACCUGGCCGUCGCCGACCUCCUCCUCACCUCCACCGUGCUGCCCUUCUCCGCCAUCUUUGAGAUCCUGGGCUACUGGGCCUUUGGCAGGGUCUUCUGCAACAUCUGGGCUGCGGUGGACGUCCUGUGCUGCACGGCGUCCAUCAUGGGCCUCUGCAUCAUCUCCAUCGACAGAUACAUUGGCGUGAGCUACCCGCUGCGCUACCCUGCCAUUGUCACCCAGAGGAGGGGCGUCAGGGCUCUGCUCUGCGUCUGGGCGCUUUCCCUGGUCAUCUCCAUCGGACCGUUGUUCGGCUGGAGGCAGCCGGCUCCUGAGGAUGAGACAAUCUGCCAGAUCAAUGAGGAGCCUGGCUACGUGCUGUUCUCCGCGCUGGGCUCUUUCUACGUGCCCCUGGCCAUCAUCCUGGUUAUGUACUGUCGGGUCUACGUGGUAGCCAAGAGGGAAAGCCGGGGCCUCAAGUCCGGCCUCAAGACCGACAAGUCGGACUCAGAGCAAGUGACGCUCCGUAUCCACCGGAAAAAUGUCCCCGCAGAAGGCGGCGGAGGGCUGAGCAGUGCCAAGAAUAAGACUCACUUCUCCGUGCGGCUGCUCAAGUUUUCCCGGGAGAAAAAAGCGGCCAAGACGCUGGGCAUCGUGGUGGGUUGCUUUGUCCUCUGCUGGCUGCCCUUCUUCCUAGUGAUGCCCAUUGGGUCCUUCUUCCCGGAUUUCAAGCCUCCGGAAACCGUUUUCAAAAUAGUGUUUUGGCUCGGGUACCUCAACAGCUGCAUCAACCCCAUCAUAUACCCAUGCUCCAGCCAAGAGUUCAAGAAAGCCUUUCAGAAUGUCCUGAGAAUCCAGUGUCUCCGCAGAAGGCCGUCUUCCAAGCAUGCCCUGGGCUACACCCUGCACCCGCCCAGCCAGGCUGUAGAAGGACAGCACAGAGGCAUGGUGCGUAUCCCGGUGGGCUCGGGAGAGACUUUCUAUAAGAUCUCCAAAGCGGACGGAGUCUGUGAAUGGAAGCUUCUCUCUUCCAUGCCCCAGGGGUCAGCCAGGAUUACAGUGCCGAAGGACCAAUCUGCCUGCACCACCGCCCGGGUGAGAAGUAAAAGCUUUUUGCAGGUCUGCUGCUGUGUGGGGUCCUCGACCCCCAGCCUUGAAGAAAAUCACCAGGUUCCAACCAUUAAGAUCCACACCAUCUCCCUUGGCGAAAACGGGGAGGAAGUCUAGAGGAUGGGAAAGGUCACAGGAAAGAGGGUUGACGCUAGGUCCUGCUGAUGGCCCCUCGGAAGGCCAGUGAAUUCUUCUUGAAGGACAAGCCAGGACCAUUCAAGGAGGGGACCGUCUGGGAAAGGGGAGAGGGAGGCUUCCAGUUUAUCAGGCAGGUGGUAGGGCACAGGGGAAGAGGCAGGGCGUCUGGUGUCAACCGGUUCUGAAUGAUGGGAGGCCCAUUUCCCUUCCGCUCAAACACUCAGUCGUUCUCUGGUCCUGCUUUCCACUACUGAUCCUUUCAACAAGAAAUACCAUGGGAAAGAAAAUCUCAGACACAAUCCAAAAGACUAUAAAUACAGGAUGAUGAUUUCAUUGUGAAUAUUUUGAGCACACACUCUAAGUUUGGAGCUAUUUCUUGAUGGAAGGGAGGGGAUUUUAUUUUCGGGCUGAACCCACUGGCAACCACAUUUGACAUUUAUGGAGAGGGGACCUAGACAAAAAGGAGUGGAAGGUAGAGUGAGUCUGGAAAGACCACCAGAUUCUCAGCUUGGGUGGACCUGGACAGGGGGCUUUCCAGUGUUUGCUCUUUGGUUGGCUGCUUUUCCACACUUGAAACUGGGGUACAUUCUCUGUCCUUGGGAUCUGAAGAGUGUGGCCAGGACUAAGCUGGACAGCAUGCUUUUUAUCAAUGGAAUGAGGUAUGUCUGGGGCAGUAGUUAAAGACCUGAUGAAGGAAGGCUCCUUCUUUUACCUCCUUAAAGAGCAGGAGUCUGGAAUGGGGUGGGCACCGACAUCAGGCUGCCCACUGCCCUGUUGUUCUGCAGCCUCUUUGAUGUGACAAGCUACUUGCCUUUGCCAGAACUCCAUAAUGGAAACCCAGGAGUGGCAAAAUAAUGGCUUCCGUCACCUUUCAUUCAAUUCACUGCUGCAUAGUGAAUGGAGUUCACCCAUCGCAUGUAGAAUGAGUCUUAGGGGCCAGGUACACCCCUCCUGAGCCUUCAGACAUACUGAUGCUUACCCUCAAACACUUUAAUUGAUUGCCAAAAAAAAAAUGCCCAAAUAUUUUAUACCAGAUCCUUGAAUCUUUAAUAAUUAAGAUUAUUAUGGGCGGUGACUAUCGUAAUCACACAUAACAAUUAAAAUAUGCUUAUCACUCCACCUUAAGAAUUGUAAAAUAAGGUUUAUGUUUGUGAUACCUACCCUAAUAGAAACAACAACUACCAACAUUUGCAUAACUUCUUCCCCCAUUUACCAUCUCAUUUAAUGAGAUGCCUUCACACCUUCCCUUUCCUCCCUUUCGGCAAACUGAACUCUGCCCAUCAGCCUUUCUAAAGGCAAAUCUUCCUCCAUGUUACAAUGGAGGAAGUGUAUGCCUGUGGGACUGGGUUUUGUGGUUGGUUGUCUUGAGACUUAGAGUAUGAGCUGCUUCCUCCACCUUUUCCUGGGCCGUAUCUUCUUAUUGGCCAGCAAGGUCAUUAUUCGGCCUUGUGAUCCAAACUUGGCUUCUGCCACUGAAGAGUUGGCUGGAAUUCUAGGCUCUGGGGCUCUCUCCAUAGCUCAUAACAGCUCUACCAGAUGUACGUGUCAAAGCAUCUAGGGAGAGCUCCAGAAGGCAAGCCUGGCUCAUCUUCUCUGUAUGCUUCACUGUUCAGGUUAGCUUCCUUCUAAAUUUAAAUUCAAAAAAACCCACCCUUGGCUCUGCCAUCCCUUCAGAGAGAAGCCUCUUCAUGGGAAAAGAGAUCUUAGCUUUUCGUCAGAGGGGCACCAAUCCACGCUAGUAAUGAUCUUUAAAUCCCCUGAUGAAUAAGAUGCAAAUGUUAAAGCUGUCAUUGAUGCCACUUCUAAUCAGAACAAAAAAAACAACAACUAGAAAAAGAGCCAUCAGAUCAAACCUUGACAAUCAUAUCCUUGUAAAGUUAUUCACAAACAAUUGCCUGCAAAGUCCAUGGUAUCCCUCCCUCUAACAGCAAGACACUAGGCAGAAACACACCAACCUUAUAAGAAAUUGAUAGUGUCCCCCAAAACAUCAGUGACAAAAGUGGGAUAAACAACAUAAAAGUGGAAUGGCGUUUUAAUCAUCCACCAAAAAUGUCUGUACCAUUAAGUGUGCCAAAAACUAUCUGAAGUGGUUGCAGCCAAACAAAUGAUUGUCAUAUUUAUAUUCACAUGUUUACUGCUUCUAUUUGGAGUUUGAGGAAUUUACCCAGAGUAACCCCAGUUAAAAUGUCCUCUCCUGUGUGUUCCAAAAAAAACGAUCGCCUUGGGAUUGUCUCUAUGUCAUGUCAUCAGUGGGACAUUAAGGUAGCAAAUUUGAGACUAAUCUGAGAUUCAGACUGUAUGUUUGAAGAAGAACCAAGGCUCUCUUUACUCAAAUUUUUUUCUCCAAGGGCAUCAGCAUCCGAGAUGCCGCUCAGUUGGUGGACUGCUUGCCUUACAUGCACGUCCCCAGAAGCACCUAAAACCAAGAGUGAUGGCUUAGGACCAGGACCGUAAACUCAGCAUUCAGGAAGGGCAAACAAGAGGAUCAAGAGUUCAAGGUUAUCCUUGAAUACUUAGUCAGCCUAGUCUACUCGAAACCCCAUCUCAAAACAACAACAACCAAACAAAACAAAAUUCCAAGCUGUACCACUCCGAGAAAAGCACUUUCCUUGCCAUAGUCUCAGGCAAUUCUGCUUCUGCAUGGAAUCACCCUGUAUUCAACGCACUUUGCAAAACACUGAGGCCUCUGACCCUCAUCACUGACUUGGAUUGGCUCAUUCAAGAUAGACAGUGAUGUCUGAGUAAAUAAAUACUCCCUUAACGCUUUUGUUUGUUCUGUUGCGUGUCAGGGAUCAGUGGCUCGAACCCUCUAUAAACUCUUCCAUUACUGUUUUGAAAAUAAAACUCUGAUGGUUGAGAAAAGGUACAGACUUGCACAUGGUCAAGAAGGAACUGUGGAUCAAACCUGGCUUUCCCACUAGGUGUUCACACUCUCUGUAGCUUCACACUCUGGGGCAGGAGAGUUUGGACUGAGUGUUCUCAGGAGACCAGUUGGCACCCAAGUUUUAAUGUAAUUAUUCCCUUGGGAUUUUUCUACAGAUUGAUCUUAGCACACAUGCCACCAAACCCUGUGUCUACAGUUCUAACUAGUAGAGGUUCUCCCCUCUCCAGGACAUAAUGCUUCCAAAUACAGCUAAAGCCUUACAAGGAGGGCAGGUUAAACCAAACCAGGACAAGCUGAGCAUAGAACAGAACAGGGUAGAAGCAGCCAAGAAUGAAAAAGUCCAGUUAUAAGUGGGACACGUAUUGAAUAGUUUGGAUUGCUAAUCACAGUUUACAUGAGCACUUAGGAAGUAUGCCUCUUCAAAAUAGAUAUACAGACAGAUCCAACACUUGUCCUCACUCGCCUGCAUUCCGACCUUUAUUUCACAAGUUAGCAAAAAGGGAAGAGGCUGGAGGCGUCCCACCAGGAAUUUGCAGGGUAUGCACUGGGCAUGUGAUUUUCAUGGAUGCCACUCAGAGAGAAGGGUUCAGAAUGCUGAGGUAGCCAGGGACAGUGGCAGUUUUUAAAGAUGGGCCAUUGGUAGUCAGCUGUGCAUCUUAGCUUGCUUUUCUUUUCUGUAUGAGCCAUCAUGAAGAUCUUCUAGACCAGCAAGUUUUGGGGUUAAAAAAAAACCUCAGAGUGAAACUGUUAUAGGAACUAUUUUCUUGAGCAGGUAAUUGUUCAUGUGUUAAUCACCAUUCCUUAAUCACCACUAAGAAACGUUCCUAAUUGCUUCUGGGGAUAGUUCUGUUCCCAUCCUCUUGCCAAAAUAUGAUGCUGCCUCUUCGAUGAAUGCCUGCUGACUUAAUUACAGGAAGAGAUUGGCUCAUUAGCAAAGGGAAAAGCAAACAGGUGGAAGGCAAGCAAAAACCAGGGAGACAAGAGAAGAUGGAGGUAGCAGAUGUACAGGCAUCAGAGAUACAUGCGCUGCUCACUCCAUCGUUUUCUCACACCACCGGGGCUUGUAACCAUGAAGCCACCUGUGUGGACACAGCUCUAACACAGCGCAGUUUGAACCCUGCACCUGCCCUGGGCCUCCAAACUAAUGUUGAGGAGCUGGGCUGAGGCCAUGUCUUCAAAAAUCCAUGGCAACAGCGAGCUCCGGCCCUACAAGUUGCCUGCAAGAUGAAGUAGUGGGCAUGACUGUUGUGGGGCUGGGCCAGGAAACAUAUGAUGGCAGCCCCUGGACGAAGGUGUCAUUGGCAGGAUCUCCUUCGUGUCCCUCAGACCCUAAAGCUGAGAAAGAGCCUCACCUGCUCUCUGCAGGAGAGUGUCAUGUUUUAAACCGCCGCUGCUGAACCUACAAAGGCUGUAGGAGUGGCAGGGAGCACUGAGGGAGAAGAUUGACCGCAGCUCAAAGCAGGGAGGUUUAGUCAUGCUUUGCUGCAACAGAUAAGCAAGGAGCUGCCCUGAAACUGAAGGCUUAUUCAUUUCAAAGGGCAAAAUAAUGACCUUUUUUUGUUCAUGGGGCGCCUGAGUUACUGCCAUAGGCUGUCCCUGUCAUACACUCGGUGCAGUCACAGUCUAAGCUGGAGGUGAUGGUUGUUAAGCCAUGAAAAUACAGACUUAAUUAGGUGGGAAAAAAAAGUCUUAGCACAACUUAGCACUGCGUUUAGGGGAAAAAAAUUGAUGAAUAAAUAUCCUGGUCUAUUCUAUGAAACAGGCUGAAUAAAAUAAGUAUAUAUGAAAGUCACAGCAAAGCAACUAAGACAGAAACUCCAACAUGAAUUUAAUUUUAAUGUGUAUCGGCACAUACUUAUCAAAUAUUUCUUUGGUCAUUCCUGCGUGGGAGAAGGAAAAGGAGGGAGUUUUUGUUUGCAUUUGGUGUGCGAAGAAAUGGAAGUAGUGAAUUAAAGACUUCUUUGAGCACCCUCAUGCUCAAUCUUUAUCAGCAACGACUUCCAUGUCCCCAGUGUCCGCCGUGUGUUUUGCAUCUCUGACUUUCAUAGUCUCCUUUGUCAGUGCCAGCUCAUAAUUCCAGCUCUGCCUGUGCCUUCUCCCCUCCCAUCCUGGCCAACAAUUGGGAAGAACUUGCAGUGCAUGCUCACCCGUUCUUGUUUCUUGGCUAACGGACAGGCACGUGUCAUUCCGUUCUUUCUCCAUAGAUAAGCUGCUACAGAGCCAGGGAAAUUGUCAGGGACAGAAGGCUGCUGCUUCGCUCGAUCGGGUGACGUGUAAAGGCAAAGCCAGCCUUGGCUGUCACCCUAAGGUCCUCAGGAACACAAAGAUCCCAAAGAGACCCUGUGGGUCAGUGGGCACACUCUGGUCAGCAGUCCCAGGUGGCCUCUCUUCACUGCACCACCCUGGCAUGAAGCCAAAGGGAGGUGCAGACAGUCCCCAGUGCACGAGCUGGCAGCGUUCUGAGUUCAUCAGUUCAGAAGUCAAGAAUGUGUUUUUCCAAGUGGCAUUGUUAUAAAUGGGGAGGCCUUUGUAGAGGAACCAAAAACAAAUAAAUAAACAUCUGUUUAAUGUAUACCAGAGGUUGGCCACCUUUUUCUAUAAAUUGCUAGAUGGUACAUAUUGUAGGCAUGAUGGUCUCUGCUUUGGCUCUUUGGAGGGAGACAACGGACAAUCCUUUAAAAAUAUAGAUCCAUCGUUAGCUCAAAAGACAGCAAAGUGUGUUCUAGGUUUAUCCCAUGAGCCACAAUUUUCCAUCCCUGAUCCAAACUACCUCCAGUUUCUGUUAUAGAGCCAAUACUACCGAACUGUAAUCAGCGUAGUUUUGACAGUAGGUCACUAAUGUAUUCACUGGACUGAAUCGACCUUCUGAACCUUUUUGAGUUGUUAUACAAAGUGGCAAGUUCAUAGCUUCAUGAUUCCCAGGCAGGUGGCAGUAGCAGAGGGAACUUCCCUCACUGAGCACUAUGAGGUAGGCAGGUCAGCAGAAGUCAUGUGAAUCCAGGAGUCUUCCAGGCUUAGUGGGCAAUUUCCCCCAUGACAUCUGUCCAAACCUAACCCUAACUUCAACCCCAACCCUAGCCCCUAAUCCUAACCUCCCACCCCGACUCCCAACCCUAACCUGGACCCUACACCCCCCCCCACCCCAAAGCUGCUUCUUGGAAUGGUUUCUACAGAACUUGUAAUCAACUUCUCAUGCAUUGGACAUCUUUCCCACUCUGUCAAAGUCAACUUUGGUUCUCCAUCAUCAUCUUUUGUCUCUUGUUUUUGUCCUUUUUUUUUUUUUUUCUUAUAAACUUUUCCUCUUAACAGUUCCUUAAGAGCCCCGGGUACUUCAGUAAAAAUUCAGUGUCAGUUUUCUACAAAUUUGUUUUUGUAUUUUUAAGAGGAAAACUCUUUUUGGGGAGUAGCUGAAAUGAAAGGUAAAGCCUCUUGCUUCCAUUCCUGGCAGCUAGCCUGGCUCCUGCCUUCCUCGGCUAAGUCUUGCACCCCAGCUUCAUCCCUAACUUCAAAUGAGAGCUGGUAGUCCGAACAACCAUCCUGUCCUGUCUCAGCUUCGAAAGCCCAAAUCAAAACACACGCUUUCCUCAUCAGGUGUGAAGGGAAGGUAAUUUUAUUCUCUGGGCCUAAUAAGUUACAAACAACAUGCCUCCAGCUACUUCCAUAGCAGGUUAACCCAAGGGUGCAGAUAGUAAGAUCAGUUUACUUCUUCCUCUGUCUGUGAUGGGCAGUGCAGAAGCAAGGCUCAAGACAUAACAAGUAGAUUUUAGGUCUUUGGAGAUAACUCAGCUGGUUAAGUGUUUGCCUUGCAAACACCAAGAAAUCCCCAGAACACAAGAAAAACAGAAGGGAGAAAAGAAGGGAAGGAAGGAAGGAAGGAAGGAAGGAAGGAAGGAAGGAAGGAAGGAAGGAAGGAAGGAAGGAAGGAAGGAAGGAAGGGAGGGAGGGAAAGAAAAAAGCUAGAAUGAUAUCCAGAUUGGUAUGAAAAGAGCCACAGACGGGGUGAUGACAGUCCUGGGCCUCAGUGUGCCCCCUACCUCACAGUGGCUCUGAGCAGGCUCCUUGACCUCUCUAGUGCCAGGCCUUCAUCUGUGAAAUGGGGAGCAGAUGAGACGUGGGUUCAGGAAGAUGCCUCAUGAGAUGAUAAAACCCAUCCAGUCCUCGUGGCUCUCUCCAUCUCCAUCAUUUCCCCUCCCAGCUGCUCCCUGCACAGGAUGAGAAUUAUAAAGGGCCUGCAAGGCAACUGCAGGCCCUGAACACUCCACACACAACAACUCUUUAGAGAGCAAGUUUUUCCUUGACCCUUUAUCCUGCCUCAGGAUGCUGCAGAAUUCGCCAGCAUCCACGGAUUUCCUUGUUACUAGAAAGAAAUUUAGAAACAUGCUGUGCCAUGCCGCUCUGAAACUCGGAUGCAAGCUCUCAAUUAUCUGUGCCCUUCCUCACUGUGCUAUUUUUUUUUUCUUUUUGGAUUAGGGAUGUCUUUACCUGGAAAUUCCACUUUAAUAUCUUUUAAGUCAAACUCCCAGAACUUCGCUGAAGAUUUCCGCCAGGCUCCAGACUGUCUAGGCAAGGCUGGUGUUUCAUACUUUCCCCAGCUACUAACGUGGUGCUGGGAAGUGUUUUACACGAUCGCAGCUGUCCUGUGGAAGUCACUACACUUGAGGGGCAUGUGUGUUUGUAAAACUGAUGCCAUGAGAAAGAAACUGAUGCCGUUCUGACUGCGAGACUGGGACAGGGGGGAUGGGAUUGGACACUGGGCUUCCGUUUAAGUUUGUCCAAGGAAACAGGGCUAAGCAGUCAGUGCCUGGCAACUGUCAGAAGUAAAUGUUUACAAGACCGGCAGCCAUUCCCAACUGCUAGCAGAGGCAGUUUGAGUUUGAAUGGGCCCGAGUGCCUGGCAUGUGUGCGGUAGGUCACGGCAUGUCCUCCUCAGAUAGUCCUUCGAAAGGACCUCUGGGAACUUCUGAACAGGUGACUUAAUGGGAAGUUCCACAGCACAAGCUCAGCUGGGCGUGACUGGAGGAGACCAUAAGCGCAUCGAGAGGCUGUCUCUGGCAGAGGUCGGGUGCCAUCUCCCUGCCAACAGGCAGUCCCUCAUGACUCUAAAUCUCAAAUUUGCUCUAAGCAGAAGAGGAAAGUCUGUUUUUGAGCUGAGUUUCUUGGCCCAACUGUGCUUCAGAUAAACAUAAUCCAUGGCUAUUUCAGUUCUGGAUUUUAGGGAGCAGCUGUGAGGUUAUGGCAAGAGCCAAGGGAAGAGCCUUGACCCAGAUGACUGGUUCUCUGAAUGCCCGGAGAGAGAAAGCUGGUGUGUGACCCCCACACAGAGGACAGAAGGGUAGCAUGGGACAGGGCACCUGUGUCUCAAUUCCGGGGACCCUCUCUGCCAAGGUCUCAUUCCUUAAAAGUGGAUAUCUGGGGUUUGGAGUAAAAACUACUAGUGUUUGAAAAGAUGGAAUUUUAUUGUGUUGAUGCUUAGUAUUCUAAAAGGCAGAAUAUGGGAACCAUCAAGAUGGCGAAACACUUGCCACCAAGUUGCCACCUGAAGAUUCGGGUUCAGUCCCUGGGAUCCUCCUUGUGGUAGGAGAGAACCAACUCCUGAAAGUUGUCUCCUGACAUCACACACUUGCUAUGGCAUACACACAAAAUAAGCAAACAAACAAACAAACAAAUGUAAAACAGACAAACAAAGUUCAUUUUUUAAAUUAUCAUAUGGUUCCCCAAAGGUUCACAUACCUUGCUUUUUAUUGAAAUGUACUCCUAUUACAGGAAGUCAGAUUUCUGUUGUGACCACUGUCCUUUCUCCCCAAAUCACCCUCUGUCCUUUUGGGAUCACCUCAGAAGAUGCUGUGUCCUGCCUGGCAUGUGGACUUGUCCCUUUUCUAAGCAUCAUCUGACAGGGACACAAAUCUGACAUAGCACCGCUGUCAACACUGGAGCAAAGGCAGUUCAGUGUUCAUAAAGCAAGCUUAGACUAUUUCCCCAUUGCAUUCUUACAAGUUAAAUGCAAAAGGUUGAAAGUGUGUCUCGGGGGUAAAUCACUUGUCUAGCAGGAGUUCGGCUCUAGAGUUGAUCCCUAGAACUACAAAAACGCAGUUAAACAGUGAAGUUUCUUUAGUAUACCUCAGAUCCUAGCACAUCCAUAGAAGCAGAGGGAAAGCCAGCGUUCAAAACAAAUCUCCACCUUCUGCCUGAGGAAGCUCCCACUGCAUCCAGCUAUGGGCAUCAUCGUUGUUCUAGGUUAUAGUGUGGGCUGUCUGGGACCCCGGGGUGGAGAACAACAGUGACAGAGGAGCAGCCCUCACCUUCAGAGCUCCCAUGCCCCAUGAGGGGAGGGGCAUCUCAACAAACCAGUGACCCAAAUACAAAUGAAGGAUCCUGUGUGGCUUUCUGGAGGGAAGUGACCACUAGCCACAAAAUUAGGCUUCACAAAAACACGAACAGAUCCUGAGAGAAAAGAACAGUGGGAAAUGUAGGAAGUUGUCAAAGAAAGGAAGGGACACAUGCUCGCAAAGGUCCUGUGGCUGGUACAUCCCAAGUAUGGGGCUGGGGUUGCUUCUCCUUCAGUUUGCCAGGAACAGGGAGGAACAGCCUUAUAAACCACAGUGGCCCCUCGGCUCAGCAAACUCCAUUUCCCUAGCCCUGCAGGCAAAUGUUUUCCUACCCACUCUUUUUUGUUGUUGUUAAGACAAUGCAAAACUCACUGGACAAACCAGAACAUGGCGAAUGUAGGGUCUCUUUCCCAGUAGGGCCACCAGGUCUGGCCUGGCAGAAAAGUGGAAAAGCAUGAGUGAUUUAGUAACCUGCAUUUGUUCUCGAAGCUUUCUACAACAUUACAGUGAGAUGUCUGAACAGGGAAAAAAAAAUCUAAUUUCUUUCUCAUUGUACAUUUUCUCAAACAUGAGGUAUUUAAUCCAAAAGAAUAGCCAAAGGCUUAAGAAGGCUUAGCAAGGAAAUUGUAAGGAAAGCAGUUCCGUGCUAUUAGAAGUAGAGAAACUCUCAUAGCGGAAAAAAUAUCACACACUGUGUUUGGGAAGAUGGAGUUGUAGGCUGCAAAGAGUACAGCAGUGAACUGCAUCCCUGUAAUACCAUUCGGCAGCUGGUUCUACCAGGACAAGCGUUCUGCCAAUGGCUUUUGGUGAUUGUUACAAACUAAACACAGCCCGGGAGGUGAAGGAAAGAGCAGAAAAGGUAAAGUACUUGGACUACUCUUUUACAGUCAGCCAGCGCUUACAGGUUUGACUUGCUCGGGCUUGGGAAAAGUGUGUCUUACUAAAUAAAAUAAGGCUGCUGUUAUUCGGACGUGAACCCUGACAUUUGCUGGCCUGACGCAGCUUUUCUGCCUGCCUCUUCCUCGGAGCUGCUGAAAAUACAAACACAACAUUUCCAUGCUGCCAGAGACAGAGCCGUGGGCUGCCUGGCUGGGUUUAGCUGCCGUUACUCUCCCAUAACCUUGACAAUUGUGAUACCUACGAUUCCCAGGAGUUACGUCCCUGAGUGGCCCCCAGCUCCAGGUUUGGUCUGUGGUCAGUGGAGUCGAUGAUCACAUUCCCUUCAGUUAGGGGGAAUCAUGCUGAGAGCCUACUAUGUGCUAUAUGCUCUAUAGGGGGGAAUUCCCUCCCAUGUGAAAAUAAUGUAUCCAUGUGUGUGCAUUGUUGUCCUUGAAUUGUGUGCACCAUUGUGUAUUGAUGCAUAUAGGCCACGCCCAGACAUCUACAAUGGCUAUGAAGCAUUUAAUUCCAUUUCAAUGGACUCCAUACCCUUUGGGAUGUGCAAUUUAAGUGUUUAUGGAUUUUUUUACACACCAUUUUUACAGGUCCAUUUGUUUAUGAUGUGACAUGGUAAACAGUCAUGUUGGUUUUUAUGUUCUUUUUUGUUUUUCAUGAAAAUAAAUGUACAUACUACUAAGCAAAUGAAUAAAUUAUUGAAAUAUAGUCUUUAUGGAUCAUGCCCACUGUUAAAAAUUUAUUUUAUUUGUUUCAUAAUGUGACUGUCCCAAUGAUGAAAAUUUAUAUGGCCCUUAUAAUAUUGAUGCCAUGUAUUUAAGCUCUGUUCGAUAUUGAUGAGUGUUCCCUAAUAAAAUAUUUUAAACUUCUUUCUCUAAAUACAUAA